AUGUCUGCUACCAACGUGGAGAAGGCCCCCGAGGCCGCCGUCAACGACGUUGCCAACACUCUGAGCAAUACCUCAAUCUCCCAGCCUGCCGAUGACAAGGCCGCCGCCAACGAGGCUGCGUCGGCCAGCGCUGCCGAGGGCCGCCGCCUGUACAUUGGCAACCUGGCCUACGCGACAACCGAGGGGGAGUUGAAGGACUUCUUCAAGAGCUAUCUUGUUGAGUCUGUCUCGAUCCCGAAGAACCCCCGCACCGAGCGCCCCGUGGGCUAUGCCUUCGUCGAUCUCUCCACCCCUUCCGAGGCUGAGCGCGCGAUUGCCGAGCUCUCCGGCAAGGAGAUUCUGGAGCGCAAGGUCUCCGUUCAGCUGGCUCGCAAGCCGGAGGCUGCUGGUGACAAGACUGACGGUGCCAACGGCGAGGGUUCUGGUGCCGAAGGCUCCCGCCGUCGCGCCUCCGGCCGUGGCCGUGGCCGCGGACGUGGUCGUGGUGGCCGUGCCGCUCGUGGUGGUCGUAUUGGCGACGCUGGUGAGGAGAAGAAGGAAGGAGACGUUCCCGGAACUGCCGCAACUGAAGUCGCGGCCGCCCCGGCCGAUGCUGAGGGCACCACUGAGGUGCAGCCAUUGAAGGACAUCACGAACAUGAGCAAGACUGACGAGGACGACAAGAAUUCAAAGACUCAGGCCCGUCCUCAGCGUGAGCGCCGCGAGCGCGGCCCCCCUGCGGACGGCAUUCCUUCCAAGACCAAGGUCAUGGUCGCCAACCUGCCCUAUGACUUGACCGAGGAGAAGCUCAUUGAGCUGUUCAAGGCAUACGAGCCUUCUUCGGCCAAGAUUGCCCUGCGUCCCAUCCCCCGAUUCAUGAUCAAGAAGCUCCAGGCUCGCGGCGAGGCCCGCAAGGGCCGUGGCUUCGGCUUCGUCACCCUGGCAUCGGAGGAGCUGCAGCAGAAGGCUGUCAACGAAAUGAACGGCAAGGACAUCGAGGGCCGCGAGAUCGCUGUCAAGGUGGCCAUCGACAGCCCCGACAAGACGGAUGAGGAAGCCAACGCUCCUCAAGGCGACGAGACCAAGGAGGGUGCCGAGGCUGCCGCUGAGGCCCCUGCUGCGACCGCCACCGCCUAA
This is a messenger RNA of Purpureocillium lilacinum, 1116 nucleotides long. RefSeq lists its product as uncharacterized. Gene Ontology annotation, molecular function: mRNA binding. The record is from RefSeq and is a predicted model, not a curated record. Gene Ontology annotation, cellular component: ribonucleoprotein complex; cytoplasm; nucleus. Lineage: Eukaryota; Fungi; Ascomycota; Sordariomycetes; Hypocreales; Ophiocordycipitaceae.